UUUGCCAUGGUCCUGGUACCUGAAGCGAAGGACCAAAACAAGGCAGCGAAAGGGAGGAGAAGGGGCAUGGCACGGUCCCCCACGGCCACCCCUGCCCUGGCCUGGGCCCCAGACGACCUCUAUACCUCCAUGACAGACUACGAGCACAGCAUCCAGGACAUGGUCCACCAGCUGAGGAACGGCUCUGAGCCGGGAGACACUAAGUGCCAGGUCAACCUGAGGCUCUGGAGGUCCAACCGGAGGAGCCUGUCUCCCUGGGCCUACAGGUGAGCUUGGGACUGGGACCUCGGGCUCUGUGCUGACAGGAGCUGCAGCAGCCACGGCUCUGGCAUCAUGGGCAUAAACCAUGACGCAAUGCGGAUCCCAGCAGACAUCCCUGAGGCCCAAUGCCUCUGCAUCGGCUGCAUCAACCCCUUCACGAUGCAGGAGGACCGUACCAUGGCUAGCAUUCCCAUCUACAGCCGGCUGCCUGUCCGCCGGCUGCUCUGCCAUGUGCCGGGCGAGGUAGGGCACAAGCCCUCUGGGAAGAAGUGUCACAAGAAGUACCAGACAGUUAUGGAGACCAUUGCUGUGGGCUGCACCUGCAUCUUCUGAGGUUGCAGAACUAACCCCUGCAGCCACGCGUGAGCAUCUAACCAGCUUGCUCUUGCUUCCCGAGCUUGCCCAGCCCUCUGGGAGACAGUCACUCAGCUGAGCGUCAGGGUGAAGAGAGCCCUUGUGCAAGGCGAUGGCAGCUCCAAGAUUACCCCAAAAUCCCCCUGCAGACUCCAUCAGCCUCAGCCCAAACAGCCACUUUGGGAACACCCAGCGUGGGGGCAGCCCCUUAAAGUCCUGCAGCUGGCCUCGUAGAGAGAGACUGCCCAGAGCC
Molecule: messenger RNA, 868 nt
Organism: Phalacrocorax carbo (great cormorant)
Lineage: Eukaryota; Metazoa; Chordata; Aves; Suliformes; Phalacrocoracidae
Source: RefSeq, a predicted model, not a curated record